Messenger RNA from Ictalurus punctatus (channel catfish), 1188 nucleotides. It is a transcript of the gene elovl7a, whose product is annotated as ELOVL fatty acid elongase 7a. Lineage: Eukaryota; Metazoa; Chordata; Actinopteri; Siluriformes; Ictaluridae. The transcript has 8 exons. Bases 16 to 960 code for a protein of 314 amino acids. The record is from RefSeq and is a predicted model, not a curated record. Gene Ontology annotation, cellular component: endoplasmic reticulum; endoplasmic reticulum membrane. Gene Ontology annotation, biological process: sphingolipid biosynthetic process; very long-chain fatty acid biosynthetic process; fatty acid elongation, polyunsaturated fatty acid. Gene Ontology annotation, molecular function: fatty acid elongase activity.
AUGUUCUAGAACAUUAUGUCACCGCACCACGCCGUCCGACGUUCCCUCCAGAAUUUCACGUAUCAACAUACAGUUCGUCUUCGUUAUGAGAUGGCAUUUAAUGAGCUAACCUCCACCGCUCUGCAGCUGUACGAUGAGUGGAUCAAGGAUGCAGACCCCAGGACUAAAGACUGGCUGCUCAUGUCCUCUCCGCUGCCUCAGACCAUCAUCAUUUGUGCCUAUAUCUAUUUCGUGAUGUCACUGGGGCCCAGGCUGAUGGAAAACAAGAAACCGUUUGAUCUGAAGAAGGUCCUCGUGAUCUACAACUUUGGCGUAGUGGCUCUUUCUCUCUAUAUGUGUUAUGAGUUUGUGAUGUCUGGCUGGGGCACAGGCUACUCGUUUAGUUGUGAUCUGGUGGAUUACUCCCACUCUCCACAGGCUAUGAGGAUGGCACACACAUGCUGGCUGUACUACUUUUCCAAAUUUAUUGAACUGCUGGACACGGUGUUCUUUGUGCUGAGGAAAAAGAAUAACCAGAUCAGUUUCUUGCAUGUCUUCCAUCACUCUAUAAUGCCGUUCACAUGGUGGUUUGGUGUCAGGUUUGCUCCAGGUGGCCAGGGAACAUUCCAUGCCCUUCUGAACUGUAUAGUCCAUGUCAUAAUGUACACGUACUACGGCCUGUCGGCACUGGGGCCUGCUUAUCAGAAAUUUCUGUGGUGGAAGAAGCACCUGACGUCUAUACAGCUAACGCAGUUUGUGAUCAUCACCACACACAUUGGUCAGUACUUCUUCAUGAAGGAUUGCCCCUAUCAGUACCCUAUCUUCAUUUACAUCAUCGCCGUCUACGGCGUGGUCUUUCUUUUCCUAUUCCUCAACUUCUGGUAUCACGCGUACACCAAGGGCAAGAGGCUUCCCAAAGCUGUCCGGCGUGCAGACAAGGUCCAGAACAACAACAGCAUCGCCAACAGCAAACAGGAUUAACCACAUUUAGGAACUGUUGUGAAAUGACAAUCUGACUUGCAUGAAGUACUUGAGUGCUGCUGUUCACUGGUGUACUGUAUGUUUUAUAUUGGGGAUAUUUUAUAAUUGUGAGAAAUAAUCUAGGGCACAAAUAAUUACUACAGGUCUAAAAUGUGCUUUUAAAAAAGUCAAGGAGAAGAAUAUAACUUCAAAUUUAGCUGAAAAGAAUAAAGAUAAAUCUCCACCCCA